AUGAAUGGCCGUAAUAUGCAUAGCUAUUAUUUGGAUAAAAUUCAAAAAAAUGUUAAUCAAAUAAAGAGGUGUAAUAACAUGAGUUUAUUGAGAAACAUAAAUGAAAGAAGUUAUAAUUUAAAUAAUAACAAAAUUACAAAUUAUGUAGAUAUAAAAGAAAGCAAUCCAAACAAUGCAACAAAUGGAUUUUCUAAUGAAUAUACCUACAAUCAAAAUAUAAACUCAGUAUUAAAUAGAGGAAAAUAUAUCAUAAAUAAUAAUGGUCAUAUAAAAGAAGACAUCAAUGCAAAUUAUGAUUAUAAUAGUUAUGUUAAUAAAUGUAAAAAUUUUCCUGAUAAAAUAGCUUCAGAAAAUAGCCAUUAUAAUUAUGAUACAAUAAGAACCGAGACAAACAAUAAUUUAAAGGAUCUAAGAAAUGAUCAAUAUUCUUAUAAUAAUUCUAAGGCAGUAUAUGAUCAAAAUAAGGGGGUAAUAAUAAACAAUCCAUGUUAUUCUAAAAUAAAAGACUGUAAUAAAAUAUAUUUAGAUAAUAUUAAUGAAACAGUUAAUGAAAACAACCAUAUGUUUGAAAAUUACCACAAUGGGCAUAUUCGCAUGAAUGCUAGCGUUUUAUGCCCUAGCCAUUUAAAAAAUAAUAGUAUUAAACAAGCUCAUAAUCAAAAUGAGUUGAAACAAAAUAAUAAUAUGGAAAUGGUUUAUGAUGGCUAUUAUAAUAAUAAUGAUCGGAUUUAUAUGAACGACAAUAUAUAUAAUAAAAAUUUGAAUUACAAAAUUCAUGGUGAUUUCAUUAAUAUAAAAAAUAAUAUAAAUGAUAGUAAAGCUGUUCAAUAUAUGCCUGUAUAUUUGCCUCAUAAUGAAAAAAUGAAUAAAGAAUAUAAAUAUGGUUUAAGAACAGGUGACUAUUUGAAUCAAAAUAUACAAACCGGAAUUUACAAUAAUAAUAAUAAUUUGUGCACCAAUGUAGAAAAUAUUAAUCAUAUAUCUAAAAAUAUUUCAAGUUCUGAAACAAAUAAAAAUAAUUAUUUUACACAAGAACAUCCCUAUAUAGAAAAUGAUUUGAGACACCAUUUUGUGGAAGACAAUUAUAGUAGAUCAUUAAUAAAUAUAAAAAAUAAUAAUUGCAGUAAAUCAACUAAUAUAAAAAAGCAUAACAUAUAUAUUCCAAAUAAAGAAAGUGCACUAUUAAAUAAUUCGGAAAUAAAUAAUAUCAAUAUAGAAUCUCUUAAGAAAAAUAAUGGGGAUAAUAAUACACCUUCUGUAACAAAUAUAUACCAGCCAUUAGAAGAAACUGAAGAAUGUCAAAAUAAAUUAUAUUCACAUUUAAUUUAUAAAUCAAUCCCAAACUAUAACAAUAGUAGUAACAUCAAUUUAAAUGGAUUUGUAGAACCAACUCAAAUAGAUGCAGAUAAAAAAGAAAAUUUUACAAUCGAGCAUAAAGUAGUUCCCCAAAAUAAUUUACAAUAUAAUAUUAAACAUUGUUUUACGAAUAGCGAGACAAAUGGUAAUGUAUUAGAAACUAAUAAAUUUUUUCUAAAUUCAUUUCAAAGCGAAAGAGAAGUAGAGAAAAAACAAAAAAUAUUAUUACCACAGAAUGCAGAAGAUAAAAUGUGUAAAAUAAGUGAAAAUGAUAAUGAUAAUAAUAUUCGUUGUAAUUUUUUACCAACCAAUAUUAUAAAUUGUAUAUCAUUAAAUAAUAAUUCGAAAACAAAAAUUCAAAAUAAUAAAAGUAUAGAAAAUAACGGUCCUCGAAAUAUUGUAAAUUGUGCGUUGAACAAAGAUAUUGCAAUAAGUGAAAAGGAAUAUGGAAAUAAUUUUAAAACACAAGUUAAAAACUUAUUUAAAGAUGCACAAUGUGAAACCAAUUUGGAUGAGAAUUACGCUGAACAUUUAGAAAAAAAACAAGGAUGCUCUUUGAAUUUUUUAGGAAAUACCUACUCUGAAACACCUACAAUUAAAAAUGAAAAAGAUAAAGAAAUAAUAAAAGGUAACAAUAAUGGAGGGGAUGCGAAGAUACUUGAUGAAAUGCAAAUAAGUGGCUUUUGCCAAAUAAAGAGUGCUGAUAAUAAAAGUGAAGAAAAUAUCUUAGAAUGCAAUAUUUUCAAUACAUUGUGCAAUAAUGUAAGAAAAAAUUCAAAAUCAGAAAACUGUAAUAAUGUAAAAUAUGUAGAAAAUAAAAAAGGAGUUAAAAAAUCUGACGAAAAAAAUAAAACACCAGAUGUAUCAAGCAUUGACAAAAAUUCGGAUGUAAAUUUUCAUUAUGAGGAUCAUAUUUACAAAGGAUAUAAAUCACAUCAUAUAAUAGACAAUAAUAUUGAUAUAGACGAAAAAAAAAAACUAGAAAAAGAAUUAGAAUCAUAUUUUAUAAAAGAAGGGUUUUUAUCUCCAAAAAAUUCAAAUUUAGAAUAUAACGAUUUUAUGAGUGAAAAUAGUAGCAUAUAUAUUAAUGGAGAAUUACAAUCUGAUACAUCUAUAUAUUCGGACCAUACCAAAUCAUUUAAUACUGAAUAUAUUAAAAGGGAAAAUCGUGAAGCAUCUUCAAGCAGUGGUGAUAUAUUUGAAGAUAAUCGAAUUAAAGAAGUUUUUGAUGGCUUGACUGCUAAUAGGAGUUUAACAUGUUCCUUCUCAGCACAAACUGAUAUAAACAUAAUGAAAAAUGAUGGAAAUAAAAAUUUAAAUAACUAUUUAGAAAAUGAGAUAGAUAUUUCUUGCGUAGAUAAUACAUCUAAAUUUUCUAGUAAUGAAAAUAUGAUAUGUAAAAAAGAUUGUAAUAGCAACAUGAUUUGCUCUAAGAACAUUGAACAGGAAAAAAUAGACAGUAUAGAAUAUUUUUUUUCAAAAAAUAAGAAUUUAUUAUUUAUUGAUUUAUUAAAAUUGAAUAGCGACAGAAAAAAUAAUGCAGAAAAAAAAUAUAUUUCGUUUGAAGAUAAAUUAAAGGAUAAAUUGGAAUUGUUAAUGCAUAGAAAUUCCGAAAAAGAAAGAAAUAUUAUAGACAAGAUAAUUUAUUGUUUAGAUCCAUCUUAUAUAAAUAAUACAGUAAAUGAUAAAAAAAGAUGGAAAGAAAAAUUAAAAUAUAUGCAAGAGAAGUUUCUUGAAUCGAUAUUAUGUGUUUCUUAUCCUAACUGUAUGUGGAAUGAAAAUACAUUUGAAUUAUAUCUUAAAUCAUUAAAUUUUAAUUCUUUAUUGGAUGAUACAUUUAUAAAAUAUGAAAAAGAUUUAAAUAUAGAUUUAUUUCAAGAAGAAGAAGAAAUAUUUUCGGAUGCAGGAAAUAUCGGAGAAGGGGGUUUUGGGGUUGUGACAAAAAUGCGAUUUUUAUCGUUUCCUCAAUAUUAUGCAAUAAAAAAAAUAUCAAAAGAUCAUAUUAUAAAAUCACAAGCAGCUGGCCAAGCAUAUUUAGAAGCAAAAUAUCAUUCUGUUUUAAGUCAUGUAAAUGUUAUAAAAAUGUAUGGGUGCAUGCAAGAUGAUAAUUAUAUAUAUCAUGUUUUAGAGUAUUGCCCAAAGGGAAGUAUUUAUUCUAUAUCUAAAAAUUUCAAAAAAAGAAUUAUACCUGAAGAAUUAGCAUAUAAAUAUUUUUGUAAUGUAGUAAAUGGAUUAUAUUAUUUAAAUCAAAUGGGAAUAUUUCAUCGUGACAUAAAAAUGGAAAAUGUUUUAGUAGAUCAUAAAGAUAAUGCUAAAUUGUCUGAUUUUGGAUUAUCUGCUAUGAUAUUAGGGGAAAAAAGUCAUUCAUCUUUAUGUGGAACACUUGUAUAUUUUUCACCUGAAAUAAUUAAUGGUGAAGGAUAUGAUUGGAGAUCUGAUAUUUGGUCUUUGGGUAUAUUAUUAUAUGAAAUGCUAGUGGGGGAUGUUCCAUUUGAUGGUACAAAAACUCAAAUUGUUCAAUCUAUAUAUUCAUGUAAUUUAAAUUUUCCAAAUUUUAUUAAUCCAUUAGCAAUAAACUUAAUAAAAAAGGCUUUAGUAGUAGAUGUAAAUAAACGGAUAAAAUUAUCAGAAAUAGCAUCAGAUCCAUGGAUGCAAGAAAUGUGGAAAUUAACUUUUCAAAAAGGUUUAAUAGAAUCAAAUAAUAUAAUUAAUGAUGAUUCAUAUAAUUUCAAUUUUAUACACAACAUAAUAAAAACAGAGUGUCUUAUAAAAAAAAGUUUGAAUGCUUCCUUAAACUUCCAUAUCGAUUCAUGUAGUAAUAAUAAAUUGGAGAGUGUUUUCUCAAAUGAAAAAAUUGAAGCUCUUGAUUCUUUAAUUUUAGAAACCCAACAAAAAAUAGCGGAGUAUUUAGAUCUUGAUGAAUUAUAUAAUAAUGAAGAAACUCUUUCAAGUUUCGAAAAUUUUAGUACAACCAAAUCAGAAUAUUUACAAUCAUAUUCAAAUGAUCAAGCUAUUCAUACUGAGGAUAUAAAAAGUGAUGAAAUUGGGGAUAAUGAACAAUUAGAAGAAAGUAUAGAAUCGAGUAAAUUAGACAAUGAAAAUGAUUCUAAUGCAACUCAAAGAAAUAUAUAUGAUACUUCUAUGGAAUAUAUACAACAAUUGGCAAAUAAAAAUAGUAUGAAUAUCGAAAAUAAUAUAAAAACUGAGGAAAAUAUAAAUAUAGAAAAUUGUGAGCAAAUGAAAAAUAAAUUAGAAGUAACAUCAGAAAAUGAUUCAAUAGAAUAUGAAGCGACUAAUUCAGUUGAAAAUUUACCGACAAAUGAAGUAGAUGUUAUAUAUAAAAAUGAAUUUAAAGAUCCUCAAAUAAAUAAUAUUGAUAUAAGAAAUAUUUUAUCAGAAGAGGAAAAAAGAAAUAGCUCUGAAUAUAAAUAUAUUCGAAUGAAUGAUGUGGAUAUGAAAGAAAUGCUACCACAAGAGGAGAGGCCACAAUGUAGUGAUACAAAUAUGAACGGAAUGAAUAACCACCUAAGUAAUAAAAAUGAAAUAGAAAAAGAGCUUAUUAUUGAAAAUAAUGAAAUGAAUGAAGAUGAUAAAUGUGGAAAUGAUAAUACUAAUGUAAAAUUUAAACUGAACGGUAAUAGUUAUGAAUCUAUUUUGUGUAAUAUUUUGUUUAAGUUAAGAAAAUUAAAUAAAAAGAAAGAUAAUUCAAAUAUAAUGGAAGAAAUUGAUAAAUUGAAAUUGUCUCCUCAGGAAGAUGAAAGUGAAGGAUAUAAAAGUAUCAGUAAUACUAUUAAGGCUCGCUUAGAUUUAUCGAAAAAAAAAAUGUCAGAUUAUUUAGAAAGGCAAUAUAGUAUUAUCUCUGAAAAUAAAAAUGAAAGCGAAUUUUUGGAUAAAUCUAAAACACUCGAAAAUUCUGGAUUUGAAAAUGAUCAUAUAUUAUCUAAUGAGAAUGAAAAUAUAAUCAAUGUGGAAAAUGCUGAGGAGGGUGAGGUGCAUAAUAAUUCUCCUAUAGAUAAAGAAAACCAAAUAAAUUCUGAAGUUGGUAAAUUGUAUAUACCUAUUUCUGUUAUUAAAGGGGAAAAUAAAGAAGAAUCCAAAAAUGAAAAUAUCUCUUUCAAAAUAAACUUAAAAAUGGAGGAAACAAAUAUAGAGAAAGUGAUUAGUCAAAGUGAUAUUUCAGAAAGUGAUGAUAUAGAAGAAUUUAAUAGGUUAAUAAAAAGAACCCAAAAUAUAUUAAAACGUAAAAUGAUAAGUGAAAAAAAAGACGAAGAUGAUUUAGGUAAUGAUACAAAUGAUGCUACUAUUAAUCCUGAUAAUAAUAAUAAUAAAAUAAUUGAUGAUAAUUUAACAAAAUUCAUAAAUGAUCAUGAAAAUGAUACGAAGUUAGAAGAAAAAUGUGCAGCAACAUAUACUGUUCCAAAUUUAGGAAAGAAAUCUAUAAGCGAUAAAAAAAAAAAAAAUUAUUUUGAUAAUAAAAAAGACAAAAUGACAUUUAACAAAAAGGUAGAAAAAAAUUUAGAAAAAAAAUAUAAUGGGAAAUAUAAUAAAAAAAAUAUCAUUGAUUAUAAAAAAAAAUAUAACUAUAAAGAAAACCGUAAUGGAUCUAAGUUAUAUAUAAGUCGAAAAAACGUUGCAAUUGAAGAAGAAACUCAUAAUGAUUUAUUUAAUUUAGAUAAAGGUAGUCUUUAUGAUGAAUACAUAGAAAAAAUAAAUAAAUUAUAUCUGAAUUUAAAAAAUAAAAAACUUAUAUAUGAUAAUGAAAAGGAUAAAAAUACUGAAAAUUGUCAUAUUUUAACCAAAAAUAUAAGGGCAAGCUUGGAAAAUGAGAUCGAUAAUGAUUCAAAUGAAUUUAGCAAAGAAGACACAGAAAGAUCGAGCUUGAAUAACAUAGACAGACAAAAUAUUAAUGAAGUUAAAAAAAAUAAAUAUGAUAGCGAUAUUACUAAAGAAGAAAGUCUCAUCCUAAGCAAUACUAAUGAUAGUUCGAAGGAUAUCAAUAUUUUAGAUAAAGAAAUGGAUAAUAAUCGUUUUAAAGAAAAAAGAAUUAAUUUUUGUAAAAAAAGUAAUAUAUUAAAAAAAGAAAAAAAAAAUAUAACCCAAAAAUUAUGUGAUAAUAAAUUAAAUGAUAUUGAAAAUAAUAGAAAGGUAGAAUCAAAUAAUAAAUGUGUAGGAGGUGAUGAUAAAAAAGAGAGUUUAUUUUUUAAAUUGAAAAAAGAUAUUAUAAAUGGAAAUAUUAAAAGUUUGAAAACAAGAUUAACACCUGAUUUUGUAGACACUAAAAUAAAUAUAAAAAAAAAAAUUAAUUCUAAUAGUUCUGUGCAUAGAUAUAGUAGUGAAAAAAUUAACAAACAAGUUAGUAUUAACAGUGAUCAUAAUAAAAAAAGUGGAUGUAUUUCCGAUAAUAAUACUCUCGAUUAUUCUAUCUCUGACUAUUCAAGUGAUAGAAGUUUUUAUAAAAAGAAUAAAAUAAUGAGCAUACAAAAUAAUUCUAUAGAGAAAAAAAAUAUAAAAUCAAUGAAAUUCGUGGAUAAAUAUGAAAAAGAUAAAAGUGUGGUAAAUAUGAAAAAAUUAGAACAACCUGAAUAUGAUAUAAUUAAUGUUAAUAAUAAAUAUAAAACAGAAAGCUCAACUGAAAAUGUAAGCAAAUUUUCAAAAAAAAAAACAAAUUCGUUAGGUAUCUUAAAUUUUAAUAAUAAAGUAACUUUUAUGGCAAUGGAAAAUGAUAGUAAUGUUUUAAAUUCUUCGAAUUAUAUGAAUGAUAAUGAUAUCGAACGAAAUAGUAACUCCUCAAAUUUGAAAAAAAUUGAAAUACCGGAUGAAAUAUCAAAAAUGAAACAAAACAAAUUGAAAUAUUUAUUUAAUAAAGAAAAGACGGAAGAAGAAAAUAUUAUGAAACAAAUAAUAUAUGAUGAAAAAAAAAAAAAAAAUUGGGGAAAAAACUGUAUUAAAAAAUUUAGUUCUUAUGAACAUGUGAAAAAAAGUUAUAUUAAUAUAAGUUUAUCUGAAAUAACAUCUAGAGCAAAAGAUAAUAUUAAACAUGUUAGUGAAAGAAACAAAAAUUUAGUAAAAAAUGUGAAAGAUGAUUUAAUAUAUAAAAAAAAGUCUAUUGUUAAUAAAAAAGAUGAUAUUAAUAAUAAGAAUAAAACUAAAAUCAAUGAUAAUAAAAAUUGUUAUUCUACGUUAACCAAAAUAGAUGCAUCAGUACAAAAUUAUUUUAACAAUGAGAUGAAUAUUUCUAAAAAGGAAAAAAUAAUGAGUGAAGAAAAUGAUAAUGCUAGUAUAAAAGAGAAAAGUAAAGAUAAAGAAAAAUUUGAUUCAUGCGUGCAAAAUGAUGAAGUUUUAAAAAAAUAUAUUAAAAAAAAUGUUUUAAAAAAAAUUAGUAACAAUAGUAUUCCAUUAAUAAAUAAGAGUAAAGAGACACAUGUAGAAGAAAUGAUGAAAAAAAAUAAACAGAAUGACUCACUAAAAUAUUUAAGGAAUAUUGGAAUAAAAAAGACAAGCAAUGAAACACUAAAGAGAUCAAACAGUUUCCAAUUAAAUUUAAAAAAAAACUCUUCUUAUGAUGAUAUAAAAUAUAAAAGUGUAAUAAAAACAUGUUCUAUGGAAAGUGCUUUAAAAAAAACGAUCUCAAAUGAUAUGGGAGAAAACACAAAAAGAAACAAAAAAAAUAAUGAUAAUAUACUAUUAAACGGUAAAAAAAUAUUUUCAACAACGUAUGAAGAAUCUGCAAGAGGAGAAGAAAAUGAUUGCCUAUCUAAUAAUGAAAUAAAAAAAAAUGGAAAUUCUUAUCAAAGUAAUAAAAAUAUUUUAUUUGCAAAUAACUUAAAGAAUUCGAAAAUAAAAGAAUAUUUAAAAAGUAAAAUAGAUCAAAUAAAAAAUAAAAAAGAAUAUAAUCCAUCAUUUAAUUGUAUUGAAAAAAGUAAAGAUAAUGAAAGUAACGUACUUAAUAGUGUUAAUAUAAAGAAAUCAUAUUCAUAUGUUAAUAGGGUAAAUCAAAAUUCUUACCAAAAUAAUAAAAUAGACACACAUUUAAAAAAAGGAAACAGAUCGGCAAGUGAGACAUUCUUAAACAAUUCUAUUAAUAAUUGUAAUAAUAAACAAAAUAACGAAUUAAAAAUUAAACGAACUAUAUCAACAAGUGAAUUAUAUAAAACGGGAAAAAAAACUGUACAUCAAACAAAUGCAAAUAAUUCAAAAAAAAAUAAAGUAAAAUAUGGAUUUUCAAGAAGUAAGAGUGAAAUUGUAAAAUCUUUUAACAAAACAUCACCACCAAGUUUUUCUUUAUUAUUUGACACUAACACUAUAAGCGAAAAAAAAAAAGGCCCUAGAGCAAAUUCCAUAAAUAAUCCUAUUCCUAAUAAUAGAAAUAAUGAUGAUGAAGUGGGUAAAAAAGUCAAAGGAACCAAUACUAUAAUACAUAAUAAGUUUAAGGGAAAAAAUAAUGAACAGAUGGAAAAGAUAAGAACUCGAACAUAUACAAAUAUAUAUUCACACAAAAAAAUAAAUCUUUCUAAUGUUAAAAGUAAAAUAGAUACAAAUAUUUUUAAAAAGCCUAAAAAUGUAUUAGCUCAAAAUUCCGUAGAAGAAAAUACCAAAGUUGAUAAUAAAGGAUCAUAUGAAUGCAAUACAAAAAAAGAGGAAAUUGACACUCCCCAAAAAAAUAAUAAUAUACCUGAAAAGGCACAUACUAAUAUAUUAAGUUAUAAUAAAAAAAUAUGUUCAAAACAAAAUUCUUAUAAUAAUACUCAUAUAAAUGAUAAAUUAAAAAAACAUAAUUCUUUAAAUAAAAAUUUAGGCUCUAUGAACAAUAUUAAUUUUGGAUUUAAAGAAAGACAAUUUAAUCAAUUAGAAGUAAAUGACUCAGAAAAUAUGAACAAUGGUUUUUCAAAACAAAAAGAACAUACAAAAAAAAAAAAUAUUACCAAUUUAAUUAAUACGAAAUAUGAUGACGACUUGCAAAAAAAAUUCUUAAAUUUGAAUAAUAAUAAAAAUAGGGAAAUUGAUACUAAAUACGAUAAAUCGAAGGAAAAUAAUGAAAUUCCUAAAUCUUCUACACCUAAAAUUAAUGAUAUAGGUAUGAAUACAAACUCUAGAAACAGUAAAAAUGAUGAAGGAAACAAAAACAAAGAACCGAAUUAUACAGACAUAAUUGCCAAUUGCAACUUAAUUAGUAGUUGUAAAAAUAAAGCACAUAAUGAUAAUAAAAAAGAUGAAGUAAUGAAAAGUGAUAAAAAAAAUGAUAUACUUAAUUUUUUAAAAGUUAAUUACAAUAAUUGUUUAUUUGAAGUGAAAAGAGAAAAAGAAUCUAUACAUAAAAGUGUUGUAGAACAAGAAAAUAUAUGUGAUAAAAAAGAAACGCCAAAUGUAAAAAAAAAAUGUAUUAAUAAUUUUUCAUUCAAUAAUUUAAACUGUUUUAUGACUAGUUCUGAAAUAGAAAAAGAAGAUAAUGUUUACGAAGGCGAUCAACCAAAUAAUCAUAUAGAAAGAGAUGUAGUAAUAAGAAGAGAUAUUUCUAAAAAUAGAAAUUAUACAUAUAAUGGGUUAUUUAAUAGUGAUAAAAAUGUUAAAAUGUCUGAUGAUAAAAAAAAAAAAUAUUCACAAAAAUCAGCUUCCACUACAUUGAGAGCUUAUGAAAGAUAUAAACAUGAUGUAAAUAGAUUAAUAAAGGGAAAAAUGUAUAUUGAUGUUUAUACAGACAAGGAUAAAAAUAAUACUACUAAAGAUAGCAGUAAUAAUAAAAUUUGUAAAAACUCAGCUCAACUAGAAAGCGAACAACAUCCAAAGCAUAAUAGUAACAAUAAUGGGGUUUUUCCUAGUAAAAUUUUAUUAUCAUGCUCAUCUUUUAAAUCUUUUUACACAGAUGAAACAAUUCAAAAGCAUGAAAAUGAUACUAUCAGUAAUAAAAGCAAAGAAAUUAUUAUAAACGAUACGAACGAUAUAAAAAAAGAAAAUACGAUAGAAAAUAUCGAUGACAAUAAUAAUGAUUUAAUUGAUUCUUUUAAAAAAGGAACAUUAUUAUUAAAAUUUAAGAAUUUAAAAAAAAGUGCAUCAAACAUUGUUUUAAAUAAUUCCUUAGUGAAAUCAUUUAGUAUCAGCAAUCAAAGAAAUAUUCUUCCAAAAAUUUGUUCUACUAGUAGAAAUGAAACCACUGAAAGUAUUUUCAACACAAAUGAAAACAAAACUGAAAAAAAAAAAUUGCACAUUAUAAACGUUGAAACACAAAAAAACGGAAGUGUAUUAAAUAGAGAAAAAUUGCCAUUUAAAUCAUCUUCUAAUAAUAGGACAAAUGAUGUAAAAAAAAAUAAUAGUAUACUUAUAGGAAAUAAAGAAACAAGUUCAUGUAAUAAGACAUUACGCUAUUUAUUAUAUAAUACAUGCUCUAGUGAAAAUAAGGUUGAUUUUUCUAAAUGUAAAGAGAAAGCAUCUAAUCAUGGUGAUAUAAUUAGCUGUAUGUUUCAAAAUGCGCAAAACCCAUGUAUCCAAGGUAAAACCAGAAGUGGUAGUAGUGUGCCCAGUAUUUCAUCACGAAAUAAAGUUAAUUUAGAUAAAAAAAAAUCAUUUACAAAUACUGCAAAAAUAGUAGAUGUGAUUAUCAAAAAAAAAGAGAAUAGAAAUAAUGAUAAAAUUAGUAAUAAGGUGGACAUAGGAAAUACACAGGUUUCUAUAGAAUGA
Molecule: messenger RNA, 11028 nt
Organism: Plasmodium berghei ANKA
Lineage: Eukaryota; Apicomplexa; Aconoidasida; Haemosporida; Plasmodiidae
Product: serine/threonine protein kinase, putative
Exons: 1
Coding region: 1-11028 (3675 amino acids)
Biological process (GO): protein phosphorylation; regulation of cytokinesis; mitotic spindle organization
Cellular component (GO): spindle pole centrosome; spindle microtubule; spindle midzone
Molecular function (GO): protein kinase activity; ATP binding
Source: RefSeq, a predicted model, not a curated record